Molecule: messenger RNA, 2730 nt
Organism: Cladophialophora carrionii CBS 160.54
Lineage: Eukaryota; Fungi; Ascomycota; Eurotiomycetes; Chaetothyriales; Herpotrichiellaceae
Exons: 2
Coding region: 1-2730 (909 amino acids)
Biological process (GO): double-strand break repair via break-induced replication; DNA replication; mitotic DNA replication initiation
Cellular component (GO): nucleus; MCM complex
Molecular function (GO): single-stranded DNA helicase activity; ATP binding; ATP hydrolysis activity
Source: RefSeq, a predicted model, not a curated record
AUGUCGCUCAGCACUAAUCAGCUUCGAGACGAAGCCGUCCGGGACAGGAUCAGACAUGCGACCGAGUUCCUCGACCCCACCGACGAUGAAGCCCGAUCCUACCGUGCAGAUAUUGUGUUGAUGCUGAACCGCGGUCUGCGACGACUUGUGGUCAGCAUUGAUGAUAUCCGAGCCCAUUCACGAGAACUAGCAGAUGGCAUUCUGUUCCAACCGUUCGACUAUUCCCUUGCCUUUGACGCCGCUCUCAAAAACAUCAUUGCGACGAUACCCAACCGCGCGGCGUUCGAACACGAUGAAGACCGACUUUACUAUGUCGCAUACUCAGGCUCAUUUGGAGAAAAUACCUGCAACCCAAGAACAUUAGGAAGCUCGCUCUUGAACCGGAUGGUCUGUCUCGAGGGUAUUGUGACCAAAUGCAGUCUCGUCAGGCCAAAGGUUGUCAAGAGCGUGCACUGGAAUGAAAAGAAAGGUACAUUCAUGUUCAGGGAAUACAGAGAUCAGACUAUGAGUGCCAACGCCCCGGCGAGUCUGAGCGUAUAUCCGCAGGAAGACCGAGAGGGAAAUCCGUUGGUUACCGAGUACGGCUAUUGUACCUACCGGGAUCACCAGACGAUCAGCAUCCAAGAAAUGCCGGAAAGAGCACCGGCAGGGCAACUUCCCCGUAGUGUCGAUGUCCUCAUGGAUGAUGACAUGGUCGAUCGUGUUAAGCCUGGCGACCGCAUUCAGCUGGUCGGUAUUUUCAGGUCCCUCGGUAACAGAAAUGCUGGCUCCGGGUCAUCCAUCUUCAGGACGCUGAUAUUGGCCAACAAUGCUGUACUCUUGUCUUCUAAAGCUGGGGGCGGUAUUGCUCAAGCCACCAUCACGGAUCAGGAUGUGAGGAACAUCAACAAAAUGUCAAGGAAGACGGAAGUCUUCGACCUGUUGUCCCAGAGUCUGGCACCCAGUAUCUAUGGCCACGACUACAUCAAGAAGGCAAUCUUGCUUAUGCUGCUGGGCGGCAUGGAGAAGAAUCUGCCGAACGGGACCCACUUACGAGGUGACAUCAACAUCCUCAUGGUGGGUGAUCCGUCGACCGCGAAAUCGCAGCUCCUAAGGUUUGUGCUUAACACGGCCCCCCUGGCAAUUGCUACGACGGGUCGUGGCUCCUCUGGAGUCGGUCUCACAGCCGCCGUUACGUCCGACAAAGAGACGGGUGAAAGAAGACUUGAAGCCGGUGCCAUGGUGUUGGGUGACCGUGGAGUGGUCUGUAUUGAUGAGUUCGACAAGAUGAGCGACGUUGAUCGUGUGGCCAUCCACGAAGUCAUGGAACAGCAGACCGUCACUAUUGCAAAAGCCGGUAUUCAUACCUCUCUCAAUGCCAGAUGCAGUGUCAUCGCUGCAGCAAACCCGAUCUUUGGGCAAUACGACAGCAACAAGGAUCCACACAAGAACAUCGCAUUGCCGGACUCUCUUCUCUCCCGUUUCGAUCUGUUAUUCAUUGUCACCGAUGAUGUCAACGACACGAGAGAUCGAGACAUAUCCGAGCACGUCCUGCGAAUGCAUCAGUAUCGUCCCCCUGGGACUGAAGAAGGCGCGCCCAUCCGAGAUCAAGCCAACCAGAUGCUUGGGGUUGGUGUCCAAGAGGACCAGAAUGUUGACCGGGGAACAUCGACAGUCUACGAGAAAUACAAUGUUGUCUUGCAUGCCGGAUUUUCCUUUCAGAGGAGCAGCAAAAGAGGUCGCAAGAAGCAAGAACACCCCGUCAGCAUGGCUUUUCUGAAGAAAUACAUUCAGUACGCAAAGAGCAGAUGCAAGCCCGUCCUGACAAAAGAAGCAAGCGACUACGUCGUCAACGCGUACGCAAGCCUUCGAAAUGACGAGAUGAAGGCCAAUGAACGCCGAACCAGCCCCAUGACUGCCAGAACGCUGGAAACGCUGAUCCGUCUAUCAACCGCUCACGCCAAGGCUCGACUAUCAAGUAGAGUCGAGGAGGACGACGCCAUUGCGGCCGAGGAGAUUCUCAAAUUUGCUCUUUUCAGAGUCGUCCCAACGAAGGCGGGCAGAGGGAACAAGAGACGCAAGACCGAAGACGCCAAUCUGGACAGCUCGGACGAAGAAGACGAAUCUGACAGCGACGACAGCAAUGGCGGUGAUGCACCAUAUCGAGGCACGAAGCCAUCCGGAAGCCGUGCGACGAAGCCCGCGACGAGGAGUCAGCGCUCGGCUCGCUCGAACGCCACUCCUAACGGCGCACCGAACGGGACGAGGACCAACGGCAACGCGAAUGCAGCCGACACAGGUGACGUUUCAGACGAUGAUGACGACGAUAUCCAGCCCAGCUCAUCCCGGCGCUCCCGCCAGACUGGCGCAGAGUCUCAAAUGUCUCGCAUGAGCAUUGCCAGCUCGAUACCCAGUUCCCAACUCCCCUCCACACAGGCAGACUCGCAGUCCCAGUCGCGCAGAACACAGUCCCAAUCUCAGUCGCAGACCGGGCCGGAAGAUUCUGGACCUACUAUUUCCCAACCCCGGCUGGCCACUUUCCGCGCGGCGCUAGGUCGACUUACUCACACGACCUUAUUCCACAACGACAUGGCGACGGUGACAGACGUGACUUCGGCUGUCAACCAUCGCGUGUCGGAGAGCAACGGGCAGGAAUUUACAGCCGAUGAAGUUACAGCCGCGCUGAGGGCCAUGAAUGAGGCCAACCAGAUCAUGUUCUUGGAGGACAAUGGUGAGGUUUAUACUUUGUAG